GCUGUUUUCUGCUAUUAACCCACAUUUGUUGACUCUGCACAAAUGGAUUUUUCUGAGCACGGGGAAAUGUUGAGACAACCGUCAAACAGUAUUCCGCCUCAGCCUUCUGGGGGAGCGGUUGGAGAUACAACUACAAACAAACCGCAGAACGGGAACCCGGUGCCCCAACCGCCGCCUGUAAACGAACGGAAAACUUUUUGUCCUUCGGAAAAUAAACCGUGCGAAAUGGAAGCCAAUAAAGCAUACGGGACGUUUAAAAACGCCGCACCUGGACCCACGUUUGCUCCCGUUAAUUCUGCCGUACGCAAGGAUUCCGUCGGUAAAAUGGAUGGUUCGACCGGUAAAGCCACGUCGGACUUCAUGUCUAACAAUCAAAGUGCUGUAAGGAUCGCGGCGGAGCAUAACAACACCACCGGUGACUGGACCUCCAUGAGCCAGACCACCAUCAUCCUGGGUACAGAUGGCAAUACAUCUGUUCUGCCUGGCACGGUGACCGGGGAUGAUGAUGAUGAUGAUGAUGAUGAUGGAGGAGACGAGAAUAAGGCCCGGGGGAACUGGUCCAACAAAAUGGAUUUUAUUCUGUCCAUGGUGGGAUAUGCCGUGGGUUUGGGAAAUGUGUGGAGAUUCCCAUAUCUUGCUUUUCAGAAUGGUGGAGGUGCGUUUUUGAUACCUUACCUAAUCAUGUUAAGCCUCGCCGGAAUACCUAUAUUUUUGUUGGAGGUGUCUUUGGGUCAGUUCGCCAGCCAAGGCCCGGUGUCAGUAUGGAAAGCGAUUCCAGCUUUACAAGGUUGCGGGAUUGCCAUGUUGAUAAUAUCUGUCUUGAUAGCCAUAUACUAUAAUAUUAUUAUGUGCUGGACAUUGUACUACCUGUUCGCUUCGUUGAAGGAGACACUGCCAUGGGCCACCUGUAAAAAUGAAUGGAACACCGUCGAGUGCAAAGACAAAGACAUGCUGCUUUUGGACUCCUGUAUACUAAGGGACAGAAACAUCACAUCAAUCAAGAACACUACAUUCUGUUUAUCUGCGAAUGCUGUCGGGAAUUUAAGUAAACUGUUAAAUAUCACAGCGGACAAUAAAACCUAUGUCAGCCCUAGUGAGGAAUAUUUCAAGUAUAAUGUGUUGCAUAUUUCGAAGGGUAUUGAAUAUCCAGGUGACAUCCGUUGGCCACUGGCUGCUUGUCUUUUACUGGCCUGGCUUAUUGUUUAUGCCUCUUUGGCUAAAGGGAUCAAGUCCUCAGGGAAGGUGGUGUAUUUCACUGCCACAUUCCCCUAUGUGGUGUUGGUCAUCCUGUUGAUCCGAGGGGUCACUCUACCCGGAGCCGGUUCAGGGAUCCUUUACUUCAUAACACCCAAAUGGGAAAAACUUAAUGAUGCCAAGGUGUGGAAGGAUGCUGCUACACAGAUUUUCUUCUCUCUGUCUGCAGCAUGGGGUGGUCUUAUAACUCUGUCGUCCUACAAUAAGUUCCAUAACAACUGUUACAGGGAUACUCUCAUUGUGACAUGCACUAACAGUGCCACAAGUAUUUUUGCUGGUUUUGUCAUUUUUUCAGUUAUUGGCUUCAUGGCUCAUGAGCUCAAAGUCCCGAUUGAGAGUGUGGCAGAUGAAGGUCCAGGGAUUGCGUUUGUGGUCUACCCAGAGGCUCUGACUAGGCUGCCCUUGUCACCAUUCUGGGCCAUCAUCUUCUUCCUCAUGCUGCUUACACUUGGUCUGGAUACCAUGUUUGCCACCAUAGAAACUAUAGUGACAUCUGUUUCUGAUGAGUUCCCCAAGUACCUGCGCAAACACAAGCCUCAGUUCACUUUGGUUUGCUGUUUGUCCUUUUUUGUGCUGGGUUUCCCCAUGAUCACCGAGAGUGGAAUGUACAUGCUUCAGCUGGUGGACACUUUUGCAGCCUCUUAUUCUCUGGUCAUCAUUGCCAUAUUCGAACUGAUUGGAAUCUCGUACAUUUAUGGACUACAGCGGUUCUGUGAGGACAUUGAGAUGAUGAUUGGGUUCCAGCCAAACAAGUUUUGGAGAAUCUGCUGGGCCUUUGUCACACCAACUAUUCUCACAUUUAUCUUGGCACUUAGUCUGUACCAGUGGAAGGGGAUGACAUAUGAGGAUUACACUUAUCCGACCUGGUCUAUGGUUCUCGGCUGGCUUAUGGUCAUCUGUUCUGUCAUAUGGAUUCCCAUCAUGUUUGUUAUUAAGAUGUACCUUGCCCCUGGAUCGUUAAUUGAGCGGUUGAAGUUGGUGUGCUGUCCUCAGCCCGACUGGGGUCCAUUCCUGAUGAAACACCGCGGGGAACGCUACAAGAACAUGAUCGACCCUCUGGGCACCAACUCCCUUGGCCUCAAACUUCCCCCCAAAGAUUUCCAGCUAUCAGCCCAAUAUCAAUAAUCCUCCUCAAUUCCCUGUGAGUGUGAGAUUCCCUGAGGCCUCUGAGGGUGAGACCAGCACUCACGUCAAACUCUUUCCCCAUUCAACCUCCCCUUUUUUCCAUAAUGUUCUCUUUCAGCCAUAUUCCCCCUCUUCUGGCACUUUUAGAGGGGUCUUUCAGGUGGAAAGCACAGACAACUCCCUAUGAUUUUGUUGUUUUCUGAAUAAUUAUUCAUAGUCAAUCUGAGAGUAGAGGUCUUUUGCGCACAUUCUGAUACACCGAUCCCAGCUGAACCUUUUUCUCAGAGGCAAUAUAGUGAUGCAGUUGCAACUGUUGAGGCAAUAUUUGACUGAUUGUGCAUCAUGCAGUGGUUGUUUUAUAAUUAUUUUUUCAUU
This is a messenger RNA of Sinocyclocheilus rhinocerous, 2754 nucleotides long. Its product is annotated as sodium- and chloride-dependent glycine transporter 2-like. The coding region runs from base 43 to 2379 and encodes 778 amino acids. Gene Ontology annotation, biological process: amino acid import across plasma membrane; nitrogen compound transport; sodium ion transmembrane transport. The record is from RefSeq and is a predicted model, not a curated record. Gene Ontology annotation, cellular component: plasma membrane. The transcript has 16 exons. Gene Ontology annotation, molecular function: amino acid:sodium symporter activity. NCBI's taxonomy places the organism in Eukaryota, Metazoa, Chordata, Actinopteri, Cypriniformes, Cyprinidae.